Messenger RNA from Closterium sp. Yama58-4, 531 nucleotides. The record is from the annotation of a GenBank genome assembly. Lineage: Eukaryota; Viridiplantae; Streptophyta; Zygnematophyceae; Desmidiales; Closteriaceae.
AUGUGCGCGUCCCCUGCUUCUCCUUCCGCUUCCCCCUGUUCCGUCUCCCCCAGUUCCGCUUCCCCCCAUUCCGCUCCGCGCAUCCUCCAAACUCGUAGCCAAUCGCGCCCCCGCCGGAUCACAACUGCCGCAACGUCAAAUGCCCCUGGGGGGACUUCCGCCUCCCCCGCUUCCGCGCCCGCUGCGCCUAGGCCCGGCGCGAGCGGAGGCGGGGAGGCGCUUAUAACGGGGGAAGGGCUGGCGAAGAGCUUCGGAAUGGACGUUCUUUUCGAGGGGUUGGAUGUGACUAUAAGCAGAGGGCAGAAGCUGGGGCUGCUGGGGCGGAACGGAUGCGGUAAAAGCACAUUGCUGAGGAUACUAGCGGGGAUGGACGCGCCUGAUCAGGGCAAGGUGCAGCGCCGGCGGAACCUGAACUUGGCGUUUCUCGCUCAGGUGAAUUCAACAAAAACCACACUUCCAACCAACCUUAGCUGCUCUAUUCUUAGGCGCACAAACAUUCGAAACUCCCAGCAUCCGGACAUGCCCGCUUAA